Molecule: messenger RNA, 1694 nt
Organism: Aspergillus vadensis CBS 113365
Lineage: Eukaryota; Fungi; Ascomycota; Eurotiomycetes; Eurotiales; Aspergillaceae
Exons: 2
Coding region: 127-1545 (472 amino acids)
Source: RefSeq, a predicted model, not a curated record
UUCAUUGACCUGCUUCGUGCAUCGCCUGCUCGCGCCUUUGCUGCCUGCCUUUUCUUCCGGUCCCCACCCAGUCCUCCCUCUCUGGCCACUGGGCGAUGGAGCAUCACUGCUGAUGCGCUGGCAGCCAUGAUGCAGGCAAUUGAGCAGGCAGGCUCCAUAUUCACUGGCUGGAUAUCUUCCUGUUUGUUCUGCCUGAGCGGGAGGGGCGACGAUGAGAGCUUUCAUCAUCAACAGGCUAUGAAGCAAAAAGGUGUCGAACGAGAAAUGAAAGUAUGCCAUACUCAACCACAUCUCGUUCCUCCGAUGAACCUCACCGGCUAUGAUGACUUGCCCAGUCCAAGCCCUCAGCCUCGGGUAUCAUCGCUACAGUCAUGGGUGGUUGAGGGCAGGACCCGGGCAUCGCGAGCAUCGAAUCGAGCUAGCAUGUCGCUCAAAAGGAAGUCAACUGCUCCCGUGAGGAUCAGUGGACCCUCGGAGUUUAGAAGAGUCUCAAUGUUCUUGACUGAACUGGAUGAAUAUCGUCCCCUGGAGUUGAGCUUCAAUACCCCAGGUAACAGGCUCCCGGAUCUUCCGAGAUUUGACGACUUCCCUCUCGAGCACGACCACAAGCAGGUCAUUUCACGACCCCCGCAGGCUCUCUCGUCCACCGAAAUGGGCCGGAUAUCGCAACCGCGAACUCACCGACCCUCUUCGUCGUUCCAGCUUGCGAGAAAGCCGGUCGGGUCAGGCUCCCGUCGGUCUUCAUUGCCAACCCAAGAACAGCUCCAGUUAUUAGAGAAGAAUCCUCCCGUCACCAGUCCCUUAAUCCCUCAUUUUUCACAACGUAGCUCUGCGGCCACUGGCUUGACCGCAAGUGCGAUUCCUUCUACCACUCCCAGGCUGGAUUUAAUUGGUGGCAGCACGUCCCUGGCUAGGAACGAGCUACACCGGGACACCCACAAGGCCUCUACAUCCUCGCUCCCUAGGACUCCCACCAAACCCAGCCUGCAGGACAGGCCCUUACCUUCUAUUCCGACUGAGGAGGAUUCCCCUUCUUCAGGCAGUACGUACCACCCACCUACCACUCCCUCCGAAAGCCGACCUCCGACCACUCCCUCGGAGAACCCCAAUCGAACCCCAACCCGCUCGGGACGUGUUACCCAGUGGCUCUUUCAAACGCCCACCAAGCCAAACUUCCUUUUCUCCAACCCAAGCAAAAUCAGCGACAAGGGGCCAUUUCGCAUCCGGUCGCGGACGCUGAGCGGCUCUACGCUCGCAUCAACCAUUACCAAUCUCACCGGAGGGCACAAGGCCACCCCGUCUCUCGCCAGCGGCACGACAGUAGCCCCAACGAUGCCAACAUCGAGCACUGAAUCACGGAAUUUUGACCUUCCUCUUGGCAGCCCAUUCUCACCUAAGCAGACCUUUCCAACCGUGACAGAAGAACACAACUAUCCCACAAUCUAUGAGGGCGAACAGCCACAGCACCAGGAGCCCGAAGUCUAUGACGAGAUGCUUACCCAAUAUUACGAGUAUCGUCAUUCCGCUGUUGGUGUAGCAUUUUGAUCUGUCCGGUUCUUUUCUUCUUUACUGUCAUUCAAAUUAAAGCUUUUCACUUUACCUCUCGGUCAACGGCCUUGAUUUGCGUACUACCCUUUUGUCGAUAUUUAUACCCCUGCUCAUGGGAAGUAUUUAUCCUUUCCAGCCUUAAUGAU